AUGCAACUCGCAAUGUCAAGUACCAAGAUGAAAUGCCUCUUGAAAGGGCUCCGAUAUAUAUCUCAAGUAUUUGCAAUAGAAGGUGAAAAGGAACAAGAGAUGCAAAUCGGAAAUCCAACGGACGUAAAGCAUGUUGCCCACAUUGGUUGGGAUGGACCGUCUGAUAAUGCCACAGCACCUAGCUGGAUGAACGAGUUCAAGUGUUGUCCGGGGAUGGAGACAACACCGGAAUUUGGAGAAGACGAUUCCUCCAUGAAAUGUAAAUCGGAAUAUGGUGGUCGGUCCAAAGAUUUACCUAAACUACCAAAAUCCACAAGAAAGUCAGCGUCGGAGAAAGGUUCUCCAACGAAAGAGAAAUCCGACAAGACCAAACGUCGGAGUUCAAAAACGGCCACAUCAUCGUCUAGGAAAACUAAGGAGGGUGCUUUAGGACAGGACCAAGAUUCUUCUCGGUCUCAACACAGUGUUGGAUUACCUGAGAUUCCAAAGAAAUCAAAGAGGAAGAAAUCUAAAGAGGGGUCUUCGAGAUCGUCCAGAAGAUCGGAAGCUGAUAAAAUGUCGGACUUUAUGUCUGAUACUGGCUCCGUUAGAUCUAUGUCUCAAUUCGACGAUGACAAAGUUUGA
Molecule: messenger RNA, 624 nt
Organism: Eutrema salsugineum
Lineage: Eukaryota; Viridiplantae; Streptophyta; Magnoliopsida; Brassicales; Brassicaceae
Product: CRIB domain-containing protein RIC7
Exons: 3
Coding region: 1-624 (207 amino acids)
Source: RefSeq, a predicted model, not a curated record